Molecule: messenger RNA, 315 nt
Organism: Brassicogethes aeneus
Lineage: Eukaryota; Metazoa; Arthropoda; Insecta; Coleoptera; Nitidulidae
Source: the annotation of a GenBank genome assembly
AUGAAGAACAUUGUUAAGGAGUUGUUUAAAGGGUAUAUGGAUCCCUUAAGUAGAACACUAAAAGAAGAUAAGGGUGAACUGAAAAAGUCAGGGCAGUACAUGUCUGACGGGUUUGAUAAACAAUUAAAUGCAAUAAAUAAUAUUCUAAGAGAAAUAAAGCAGUUAAAAGAAGAAAACAAUUUCCUGAAGCAGGAAGUGGAAAUGCUGGAGAAUAGACUAAACAACACUGAGCAAAAGGAAAGUGUAAAAAACUUAGUGGUUACUGGGAUUAAAAAAACAAGAAAUAACAGUUCAAAAAAUCAUUACGAAACUUAA